AUGGCGCUCCAACAACAUGAGCCCGCGCCAUUGGCGCCUCAGUCCUCCUUGUCCUUCACUCAAGGGUUCCUCCUCGGCCAGCUCUCCGUAGUACUUCUUAUAGGUGCUUUUAUCAAGUUCUUCAUUUUCGGUGAAGCGCCGCCCCCUCCCUCCCGGGGAAUGUCAAACCGCACCACCCACCGCCGCUACAGCUCCGUCUACAACCCCCCUCAAGACGGCCAGAAAUCAUUACGAGAAAAACCGUCCACAUCCAACGUUCUUCGUCCCGUACCUGCUAGUUCCACGAACACCCGUUCCAUCCUCCGCAAAACAUACUACAGUGCUAUUCCUACCAACCCCACUAGCAAACACGGCCGACACCGCAUGCACCACUCGUCACAUCAACCUGAGUCACUGGAUUGGUUCAAUGUGCUCAUUGCACAGACAAUCGCUCAGUACAGGCAGACAGCCUAUUCUCUCAAGGACUCGCCGACUGCAUCGAUCCUCGGCUCCCUCACGGCCGCAAUGAACAAUCCGGAGAAGAAACCAUCCUUCAUCGACAAGAUAAACGUGACUGAUAUCUCGCUGGGAGAGGAGUUCCCUAUUUUCAGCAACUGCCGCAUCAUCGCUGUGGAUGACCCCAUGUCGGACGGCGGACGACUACAGGCCUUAUUAGACGUCGACCUCAGCGACGACAACCUCUCCAUUGCCGUCGAGACAUCAAUGGUCCUAAACUAUCCCAAACCACGCUCUGCCAUCCUGCCAGUAGCACUCUCAGUCUCAGUCGUGAGAUUUUCGGGAACACUCUGCAUCUCCCUGAUUCCGGCCUCAACGGAGCCACCGGAACCGCUCCAAACCCCUGCCGGGUCAUCAUCACCCCCACCGCCAGUAUCAGACUUCGGGAGCAACGCCGGAAAUCAACCCGCUAGUCCUGGGGGACGACCACUCUCGCAGGAUCAAACUCCACCGAAAAGCAGCCCAAAGAGCAACGUCGCAUUCUCCUUCCUGCCUGAUUACCGCCUAGACCUAUCCGUGCGCUCUCUCAUCGGGUCCCGCAGCCGACUGCAGGAUGUACCAAAGAUAGCACAGCUAGUCGAGGCGCGAGUCCACGCAUGGUUCGAAGAGCGCGUCGUCGAACCCCGGGUGCAAGUCGUUGGUCUUCCAGACCUGUGGCCCCGCAUGGGCCGAACGGGGGUCCGAACAGGCGAGGACUCAGAUGCCGGGUCGACUGCUCCACCGCGAAGCUCUGGCUCGACCGAGGCGUCUGCGCCGCGGUUCGACGAUCAUCCUCGGGAGCCGGAGGGGUUGCGGUUCCGUGGGGGCUUGGAUCCACGGUUAGGGCUUGGUGCCGGGUCGCGCAAUAGUAGUUUCAAUGUUGACAUGGGUGGCUUGCGUAGCUCGAGUAUGACGAGGCAGGACAGUGGUGCUACGAGUGAUCAUUUUGAGAUGCCUGGUGCCAUGCCGGCGCGCACGCCGUUGGGGACACCUGGUAUUUGA
Molecule: messenger RNA, 1476 nt
Organism: Penicillium bovifimosum
Lineage: Eukaryota; Fungi; Ascomycota; Eurotiomycetes; Eurotiales; Aspergillaceae
Gene: mmm1
Product: ERMES complex subunit MMM1
Exons: 3
Coding region: 1-1476 (491 amino acids)
Biological process (GO): mitochondrion organization; phospholipid transport
Cellular component (GO): endoplasmic reticulum; ERMES complex
Molecular function (GO): lipid binding
Source: RefSeq, a predicted model, not a curated record